This is a messenger RNA of Cotesia congregata, 1518 nucleotides long. The record is from the annotation of a GenBank genome assembly. NCBI's taxonomy places the organism in Eukaryota, Metazoa, Arthropoda, Insecta, Hymenoptera, Braconidae.
AUGUAUUUACAAAUAAUUGUGAUUGAAACAAAGUCGCCAAUUUUAAUAGACUUACUAACAGAAUUUACAAGAGAAGAAUUGAAUGUUGAGGAAGAAUCAGCAGAGCCUAAAAAUUGUACAUGUACUUAUCAUGCUGAUUAUGACAAGCCGCAAAAUUUGAAUCUACCUGCUGUUGUCAGUCCAAAUUUUAAAUGGGAAAAGCAAUUAAAGUUUCUUCAAGUGAUAACAUGGCUCAAAUCAUGCAUCAAAAGAGAGUCUAAUGUAUCAGCUGAUGAAGUGCGGAGCCUAGUCAAACAAUUCUCGACAACCGGUGAGCCGAAUUUAGAGAAAAAAAAUGAACCGAUUAUUUUAAAGAUAAAGAAGCGAAGUUUAGAAAAAGAAGAAGAAGAUGAUUGUGAAGAACUGAAGGACAUAACAAACAGCACGACGAUUAGCAAUCAUAAAAAGUCUAAGAAGAAGCGAGUGAAGAAGGUUAAAAAAUCAGUUUUACCAGAAGAAGAUUUAGAGGCGAGUCAAUGUAGCCCUUUAGUGAGUUUCGGUGAAGAUUCCAUUCCGAAAUCAUUUAUGCUUAGUCCGAUAAAUAGCGUUGCUGAUAGUGGAAUUGACAUUGAGACCUUUAUUAGUAGUUACCUUCUAUGUCAGUUCUCAAAUGAAGAAGCAAAUUCUCAGAAUUCGCACCAACAAACAGAUUACAUUAGUUUUUUUAAGCAACCUGAUGGUAAAAAGAUAUUAGAAAGCCCAAAGCAAGAUUAUACGAUUUCAUCAGAUCAAUUGAUGCUGAUUCAUGAACAAUGUCAGCUGGAUGAUUUCGCUCUGACUGUUGUACGUGAUUUUCUUAAUGAAUUCAAUUCAGAAAAAGUUUUUGAAAAUAUUUUUAAAAAUAAAGCACUUAUUGUAGAAUCCUUUCAAACAAUUGGAGAUUUUGUAAAUCAUUUAGAAAGAAGGGAAAAAAAUAAUAUCACCAUCACUCAUUUUUUUAUUAAAAUAAUUAUGUCGACUAUCAAAAAAGCCUUUGAUGCUUCAGUACACAAUAAUCUUACGAACUUCAAGGCUCAACUUUAUGUGUCAAUGGUCCUAGAGCUUAACAAAUCUUUGAAAACGAUCAAAGAAACACUAGAUUUUCUGAUUACGCAAUUAUUUGACUCGUUAGUAGACGCUUCUCAAUGUGUUGAUAUUCGUUUAAAAAGAUCAAUAGAGAGACAUGAGUAUAUAAUUCUUUAUGGAUUAGAGAUUACGAUAAAAAAAUUCUGUGAAAUGAUAAGCUGCGAAAUGGUGAAAACGAAACUUCAAGAUUCAUCAACAAAAAUAACAGCUUUCUGGCGAAGACAACUAAUUGCUCACUUUGAUCCUACGUUCAACGAGCCGCGAGUUAUUCCUGAAGAUGACUUGAAAGAAUUUUUGAUUAUUAGCUUAAAGAAAUUAUUGGGAACUUAUAAAUCAAUGAAUCCUUUGAAAGCAGAGUGGGUUCUUAAAUUAAUUUGUUUAUUGUCUAAUUUUAGAAGUUUUAAUAAAUAUUAA